Messenger RNA from Photinus pyralis (common eastern firefly), 3316 nucleotides. RefSeq lists its product as uncharacterized. NCBI's taxonomy places the organism in Eukaryota, Metazoa, Arthropoda, Insecta, Coleoptera, Lampyridae. Bases 1 to 2163 code for a protein of 720 amino acids. The transcript is spliced from 5 exons. The record is from RefSeq and is a predicted model, not a curated record.
AUGGUGGACAGCACCUCCGAGUUUGAUGCCGUGAGGGCGUACCUGAAGGAAUUGGAUAUUACCAACAACGUGUGGAUUGGCCUGUCGAAAAAUAAUGAAAGGGGACACUUCAUGUGGACGGACUUCCGACCUUUAACUAAUGAUGGGCACUGGCAGGAAGCCAUUCCCAUAGGAAGUAACCCUUUGUGUGCAGCUACAGAUCCAGCUGCUGAUUUCCGGUGGCAUGCAUUACCCUGCGGAGGUCCUGAAGUGGCAUCCUUCAUUUGUGAACUUCCAGUUCCUACUUGGGCUACCGGAUCCGGAGGAUGUUUGCUCACGGAAUUACCCUCCUUAACCGUAUUGUAUGUCCCUGAACAGACGGCUUUGGAACUGACGUCGGACUGUGGAUUAGAUGGAACAAAACGAAUUUCUUGUAAAGGAAACGCGGAUCGAGAUGAUAUGGUGAAACAGUUGUCCUGCAGCAUCUCAAAUGAUGACUUCGACGAUAAAACGACAAAGGGCGCAAUCCCUGCCAGUACAUUGGCAGAUAUAACUAAUCCAUCAGAUUCUGUAAAUACGAAAACAACUAAACCUUGGAUUUGGACUUCCAAUACAAUAGAUACGGGAGAUUACGGGGCGGCUACACGACAUCGACGCGAAACUGAAAACACCCUUAGUCCAAUUUCACCAACACAAGGGACUACCGAUUUAACAAUGCGAGAAAAAGUGCGCACGACUCAAGAAACAUUAACUCAACCUUCUACCUUCCAAAAACCAAUUAAUCUUGUCUCAAACGGGGUUACGGUUAACACAGUGAAUGAUGUUACUCUUGAUUUAAGCAUUACCCCGGAAUCUUAUAAAUACGCGCAGAUUACGGUGACAUCAGUUCAUGAAUUAACGACACAAGAGAACAGCAGUCAACCGGAAGAGCAAGCAGAAACUUUUGUAUUAGCAACAACAACCGCAGAAUCCAAAGCUAAAGAAACGCCACAAGAAGACGCGGUAGAGUAUCCGGCUGUUAUAAAUCAAGGGCAAUUGUUCAGUAUUAUGGAAAACGGUACAAUUAUUGACGUAAUUGAAUUAAAUGAAACGGGUACGGAGGAAACGGGAUUAAACAAAGAAACGUCGGCCUCAGUGCCCCAGGAAAAUAAGAAGCCCGCCACAUUUUCCACGACUGCUUUACCCCAAACGAUCAAAAAUUUGUAUACAACUGUCAUAUACCAUAAAGAGCCGCCCGAAGACUUAACGAUUAAGAAAGACGCACAAGACGACGUAAAACAACCAAAGCAAGACGUCACCCCAACCUUCCGAAUAUUCGACUCUAAAUCUGCGAUAAACGAAAAACACAAACCGAAAACACUGAACGAUUUGGAAUCACAAAACGACAAAGACCUAACGAGGGAAGUGGAAAUGUUUCACAUUAUAUCCGACCCCUCGAUAAAAUUAAACAGAACGUACCGUAAGAAAUUGCCUUUAUUCGAACGUACUAAUAUAACAAAAGAAAUUGACAACAUUCUGAUUAAACCCGACGAAGUUUUACCAAUAGGGCAAGAAAGCGCCCCUUCCAAUAACGACGACUUCAUUAUAGCCGACGAAAAUUCAGCUCACAAAGUUGUGGAAAUUAAACUACACAAGGAGGGCAACAAAAACUCUACCCGUUCAAAAUUAUUCAUAACUACCCGAAUUUCCGAUAGAAGUAAAAGGGUCGAUAAGGACGUACGGUUUCUCAACGGUAGCAAACUUAAUACCCCCGAAAGUAAAACGGCCGACGGCUCCUCGCGGAAUAGCUCAAAUGAUGCGUUUAACACAACAAAUGUUGAGACCGAGGUUAAAGACGUUGAAAUUGAUUCUAGAAUUAACGAGUUUAACGUAAUCAACAUUACGAGCAGAAUCAACAGUAGCGAGUUUGUUUUGCCGAUGGCCGCUAUCGAAAAACAAGCUCAGGGUGAUCGUUUGGACAGAGAGCAAAUCGUACAGAAGACAAUUUCAAAUAACCCCGUAGAUGUUACUGAUGAUCUUGUGGUAGAAGAACCGCUGGACACCUUCAGCACGAUAAACAGUGUGACGGGAGAAACUGUGGCGCCAAUUCCGCAGCAACAACCACGACCAAAUAGACAGAGAAGUUUAACUAAACCUCAAAGGAGAUCUUUUUACCCUUACUUUUUUAGUCGAGUUUUAGGCUAAAUUUUUAUAUGAUGCUGAAAUGUUUGACUUGUAGUAGAUGUCUUUAUUGUACUGUGUCGAUCUCUAAAGGGAAAAAUCAGUAACCCUAACCAUGACUUUUACACUUCACCUGGCGAUCUUGGAAUAUAGCACACAGAAAUAAACAACUAAUCUACACGUUUACCUCCCUCCCCCCUCCCCCCAAACACUACAAUCGUCAUUUCAGAUAUUAACAUUUUGAAAGUAGUAAUAAAGCGCGUGUUUAAAUGCUUUAAGAAGACGAAUAAUAAGAAUAAUCCCAUUCUGAUCAAAUAACAAUGGUAGAUACUACAUUAUUGAAUUGGUCUCAAUUUUUAAGUUAUUGAUAAAUAUAUCUAUUGUUAAAUUUACAACGAAUUUUAAUUGCAACAUUGUUUAGCAAUUGCGUUUACGAGCGAUAAACAUUUUCUAACGCUUAAGGAAAAUGAUUUAUUGCUUGUACAACAUAAUAAUGAACGUAUAAUUAGUAUUAAGCAUGUUUUACUAUUACGUAACUAAAAAUAGUCUAGUUAGUUGUUAUAUCAUACAUAUUAAUUAUCUACCUACGUUGAAAUAGGUUGGAAAUUUAGAUGGAUCCCUAAUCAACAGUUCUACUAUGUAGACAGUACAGUGUACCUGUACUGAAUAGAAAGAAAAUGAGGCAAAAGUUCGGUCAAAAAAGCAAAAGUACUUAAUAGAUUAUUUAUUGUUAGUGUAGUAUAGUAUUAGUCGAUACUGUAUCCAAGUAUGUCGCAAUUUGUUUCUUAAUUAUCUACCUAUAUCGAAUUAGGGCAUUCUUUAAAAAAACAACUGUAGAUUGUAGGGAAGGCCAAAAUAAUUUUAUACUAUAAAUUUAAUACCUAAAAAGUGUUUGAUAUAUUAAUGUUAAUCGUUUACUGUCAAGUAUUAUUAUUAAUAAUUUUGAUACGAUUACGCAACUGCACGAUGCACCGUCCCAGCUUCCCGUCCCGAUGUUUUUACAUUCGAUGUCAUGUACUACGCAACUGUGUACCUAAAUGUUUUAGACAUUUCAGUUCAAUUGAUCAUUUAUACAAUCACCCACAUUGCACACUUUUGUUAGUACCUAUUGUGAUUAAUUCCUAAUGAUUAUUGUAAAUAAUGUGUUGAUCUUUGGUCAAUAAAAUUACUAAAUAUG